Neurospora tetrasperma FGSC 2508 is the source of this 4092-nucleotide messenger RNA. RefSeq lists its product as uncharacterized. Bases 64 to 3792 code for a protein of 1242 amino acids. Gene Ontology annotation, biological process: chromosome segregation. The transcript has 6 exons. The record is from RefSeq and is a predicted model, not a curated record. Gene Ontology annotation, cellular component: MIS12/MIND type complex. NCBI's taxonomy places the organism in Eukaryota, Fungi, Ascomycota, Sordariomycetes, Sordariales, Sordariaceae.
UCUUGAUCUUUCCUCGGCCUGUUCCGAGCUGGCCGUCUCUUCAGCAAGUUGUGCCCGCCCGCCAUGGCGAACAAUCUUUCACCGCCCGGGUCGAGUUCCUACUCGUCCAAUACCUUGACGGUAGGCGAUGGAACUUGGGACUUUGAGAAGAAUACCUUCCUGCUUCCCAAUCUCCAGGGCCUCAACUUUGAGACUAUGCGAUACAAUGGCAUGGGCAAUCGCUUCUCGACCUUGACCGAAUAUCACAGUCUCAUCAUCGGCCACGGAGUGAUAGCCGCCAUCACCUUCCUCUUCAUCAUCCCAAUCGCCGUCUUCAUUGCCCGUUUCUACUCGCGCCGACCUGGAUACGCCAUUCGAUAUCAUGCAUACCUGCAGAUCAUCACUGUCGGCUUCAGCACUGUCGUCUUCGUUCUCGGCUUCAUCGCUGUCGGUCCUCCCCGGAACCUCACAAACCCACACCAUGGCAUCGGUGUUGCCAUUUACGUCAUGAUCUUAGUGCAGGCUUUUGGUGGCAGCCUCAUUCGCAAAAUCACUGGCCAUUCCUUCCGCCUACACCUUCAUCGUUGGAUGGGCCGCGCUAUUGCCAUCCUUGGCAUUGCCCAAGUGCCGCUUGGCCUGACGCUCUAUGGCUCGCCCAAGUACUGCUUCAUUCUCUAUGCCCUUUGGAUGGGUUUUCUUCUUAUUCUGUACUUCAUUCUUGAUUACAGAGAUAAGGAGCGCCGCGAGUACUACGCAGGUGGCCCCCGCUCCGAAGUUACUGGAUACACGGAUGAGAAGUCGGAGAGCCAUCACCAUGGAAGGAAUUGGCUCGGUCUGGCAGCCGGUGCUGGCGCAUUGGCUAUGCUUCGUGGUCGCAAGCGCAACCGGAACGAGGAAAGGGCCCUGGACCGCAGUCCCAGCCCAUAUCGCUCCCAUGCUCCUCAUGACGGGGAAACUGAUAUCACCUCCUCACAUGUCAGGCACGACAGCUAUCACGACGACAAGUAUACCGACGUGUCUUCGCGACGCAACACGGGUGAAGGGGGCGGAUGGAUGGGUAAGCUGGUUGGGCUUGGUGCCGGUCUUUUGGCCGCCAAGUAUCUGAAGAAGAAUCAUGACCGUCGUGAUGACGAGUAUUCGGCUGUCUCAACAGAAACAGGACCUAGUCGUCUUCCUCCACGGAGAGGAGGUCCGGCACCAACCGAAAGCGACUAUACCGACUAUACCGACUAUACCCGAACCGACAAUCGACGAAAUUCCAAGCAAAAUCCGGUCCUUGCUUCCGAAGCGGAGAGCGCUGCAGAUGACCGACGCCCUUACCGACCUGGCACACCACCACGCUCGCAUGCUGGCCGUCGUAAUUCGCGAUUCGACAGCACGAUUGUCUCAGACUAUUCUUCCUACGUCAGCCCUUCUAGAAGAGAAGAGCCCGAAAAGAAGCGGAGCAGCGGGGCUGGGAAGGGUCUGCUCUCGGGACUCGGCCUUGGCUGGUUCGCCAAAAAGACGGUGGACCGCCGUGCAGGAAAGGAAGAGGAUCGCAUAAGGGAUGAAGAUGAGAGGCGACGUGAAGAGGAGGACAGACGAUUCGAAGAGGAAGAACGCAGAGCUGGACGUCGGAACUCCAAGUUUACCGGUGAUGGCUACCCCAGUCCUUCCAGACGUGAUUCCCAACGUCGUCCAGCUGCUAUGCGCCCAGCAGCACCAACAGACAUGACCAGCACGACCGGCACUUCGGUUCUCUCUGACGAGUUUACUACCAUGGAGCCGCGAGGACAUGCCCCUUACGACCCAGCGCCCGUGAGCGGCGGAGCUCGACCACCACCCGCACCCAUCCCAGUUGCCGGAGGUGCUGGUGCGCCGCCUACGAUUGCUCCCAUUACUCCUGGACCCUCCGGUUAUCCAGCUCCUGGACAUGGCCCGGUUGCUAUGCCCGCGAUGCCUCCCGAUCCGCGCGGCGUGUUCUACCCACUGAGACCCCCGACCGAUACAAGCAGCAGCGACCUGACAGAUGUCAAUGCUGACAGGCGACGACGAGAGGCUGAGGCGGCGGCCGCAGCAGCAGCAGUAUCCGCCAGUCUCCUAGCUGCACAACAACAAGAAGACGACCGGCGUCGCAGAGGCGGCCCUUCUGACCAGCCCGCUCCUGGCGUCAAGGUCAAGGUACAGAGUGACAGAGAUAGGAACAUCACUCUGCGUAGGAUGACGGACGAGGACGCCAGGAAGGGUAGCAGCAACAACCGGCGCCGCCGAGGCGACUCGGUCAGCAGCAGCCACUCGGAAUCGGAGCCGAGCAGCGGUAGGCGGUAUCGCAGGUCGGAUCGCCGCGAGAGCAGGAGUUCGAGCCAGCGCGGCCGAGCCGAACGGGCCGCCGAGGCAAGGGUAGACCCUUCGGCCAACCCAUUAUAUCCGGCCCCUCUUAACACGGGUGGCAGCGGUACACCGAGGCAGCAGGCAUCCCACGGUGGAAGUAGCGGAGUGCCGCCGUAUGCUGGACCGUCCGGGGGCCAGAUGCCCAAUGUCGCAGGGACGAUUUCUAGUCUGGAUAGUCCCGGGCAGUGGAGCGCGCUGAGCCCGAGCGGUGCGAGCCAGAAUCCGGGUGGUGGUGGUGGUGGUGGCGUCAAGAGAGAGGUGUCGAGUGCGGCAGAGAGGAGACAGAGGAGGAGAUUUGAGAGGAGAGAGGGAAGUAGGCAGCGGGCUGCUACGGAGUCGUCACUCGGAGAUGGGUUAUCUGCUACCGCUCCUACAUCGUUACAAACUUGUGAAUGUAUCAAUGCCUCUCAGAAUACGUUACUGUACCUUGCAGGAAGUGACUUCAACUUUGACUCAAACCGGAAGGGCUCAAGGAAACGUCGAGGCCGCAGAUCAGUAACAGUGAUGCUAAGCGAUUUUGAUCAAACACAACAACAACCAGAAGCUAUGCCGUCGUCGUCAUCGGCGCAAAGGCAAGGAUCGCAACAACCUCAACCGCAAUCGCAAUCACAGCCACAAGAAACGAACGGUCACAACCAACAAACAUCUUCUUCAGGUCUAUCCCAGUCACUAAACCAAGAACAACAACAACAACCACAACCACCACCACCAGCAAACCAAACCCAAACUCAAACUCAAAAUAGUCAACAACAACCAGCCGAACCCUCCUCUUCCUUCGAACCCUCCCAACAACAACCCCAACCCGCCGAAGAACAACAACAAGAAGAAGAAGAAAUAACCCCAGGCCCCCGCGCCACCCGCCUCCAACAGCUCUUUAGUACCACCCUCCGACACACCCUCGACAAGAUCUCGCGCGACAACUUUGCGGCAUGUUACCCGACCAUUGCGGCGCGGGCGCCGGGGACGUUGGAGUUUGUGCAACGGCAGAUGGUGGAGAGGUUGGGGGUUCAGUGUGAUAAAGAAUUCAACUCUAUCUUGCAAACAAGACAGGUGGUUCCCAAACUCAACGAGCUCGAGACGCUCGUCGGCGAAGCAAACAAGAGGAAGCGAGAAGCUGGCGGUGAUGAUGCCACUCCGCCCGUACCACCACACACCCUCCCACCAUCCAUCAUCCUCUCCGCCCAUUUAGCUCCCCACCUAACAACCACCCACUCCUCUUUAACCACCACCUUACAACAAACCCAAGCCGAAAACCAUCAGCUAUUCCAGGAAAUCCAAGCGCAACGCGCAGAAAUCGAAGAGUUGUUGGCCGUGGUAGAAAAGGCGCUGAAGGAUAUCGAGGGGGCGAACGAGUUAUUGGAGGGCGUCGUGGAAAAGGGGUUGGUGGAGGAGACGAGGGGGGUUGAUGGGGAGAUUAGUUCUAUUGGUGUUGAGGGUAGGUAAGGUAAGGUAAGGAAGGGGGUUGGUGGAAUGGGCGAAGAGUUACUGUGAUAUAUAAGUUUCGGGCGUGGAUUGACAGAGGAGGAAAGAGGGAGAAAGAGGGUGCGAGUGUCGGUUGAAAGGGAUGGAAAAGAGAUCAAGGAUUACGGGAGAAAAGAAAAGUUGAGACGAGAAGAACGGAAGCAGCGGAGGAAAAUGACUUCGACUAGAGUUAACUUGGGGUUAGUCACAGUGCUUAUGAUCUGGUUGGGGCAUGUCAGACCAACAUGACGUCCGGGAGUUAAUUCAUCUCAUCAUCCACCG